Molecule: messenger RNA, 3223 nt
Organism: Aureobasidium pullulans EXF-150
Lineage: Eukaryota; Fungi; Ascomycota; Dothideomycetes; Dothideales; Saccotheciaceae
Product: WD40 repeat-like protein
Exons: 2
Coding region: 146-3031 (961 amino acids)
Biological process (GO): positive regulation of TORC1 signaling
Cellular component (GO): cytoplasm
Molecular function (GO): protein binding
Source: RefSeq, a predicted model, not a curated record
CUACUAUCUUGACACUUUCUGACAGAAUCAACCAACCAUCAUCUCAGGGAAACACGCUGUGAUUUUUCAUUGAACCCUGAAGCAUCCGGACUGAUCCUUAAAUCGCCUGUAUGUAGGCGUGCGGCAAGCGACUUCCUCUGUCUCAAUGGAAGCCGCAAUACGCUGGUCUCCCCUCUCAACUCCUGACCGAGCUCGGUUUUUGCUUGCAGAUGUCGCUGGAAACGCUCUCACUCUAUACGAGGCAGGAUCCUUGAACAGACAUGGCAUUCAAUACAAACCGAUAGCCCGCCGCGAGAAAGUUAACAACUUUACCGCUUUCGAUUGGUCAAAAACAGAUGACUCUCUUGUAGCACUGGGCCUUUCGUCUGGCAAUGCCGAGCUAUACAGGUUCGAUGGAUCUGAUUCAUCCGAUCCUGUUGCCCUUUUCAACAUCAAGACACAGCGAAGAUGCAAUACUAUUGCCUUCAACACACAAAACCUCCUUGCUGUGGGCUUAGAUCGAGUCAGACACGAUAAUUGUUUGACUGUUUAUGACAUCGAAUCCAACGAUGCCUAUUCAAGAUUGUGUGUUUCUGAAGCUGUGACAAGUCUUCGCUUCUUUCCCAACCAUCCACAGCAGAUGUUGGCUGCUGUUUCGCGUCAGACAAUUCGCCUGUACGAUCUGAGAGAUUCGUCAACCAGUACAGCAGGACUGGGAAAUUGUGGUAUCACAAAACUGGUCAACAACAUUGCUAUCGAUCCUUUGGAUGAGAACUACUUCGCUUCAGGUGGAUCGACGGGUGAUCCGUCCGUCACGGUCUGGGACAAGCGUUACCUAUCGCGUUCAAAUAACACGGUAGGUGCCGAUGCUACCAACAAUGGUGCCGUUCUCGAUCUUCGACCAGCCACGGACAACAGUCAAACCACCAGUGUCUGGAGCAUCAGAUAUUCAGGCCAAAAGAGAGGACGUUUCUGUGUCUUGUCCAGUACCGGAGAAGUCAAGUUGUAUGACACAGCGCAACACAAAGUACAUUCGAAGCUACGAUCAGCCUCUGUGAAUUACUACGGAGGCAAUCCCUGGAGCCAUCCCCACUAUGUUUCACGGACACAUAAUUUGCGAGUUCCCGAGACCGGGUCGCGAAAAGAUAGAGGAGCCAACAGAGUCAUUGCAUUUGACUGGAUCUCGAUAGACGACCAGGAUCGUCAGGCCAUUCUAGCUCUGCACCCGAACCGCGAUGUCGACUUGAUAUAUACUCCGGACCCCAGUCACAUCAGUAUGACAGGCCGAGGUGAUCUGUCUAUCUGCAACAAAGCACUAUCGGUAUACGAGCCAAAGGAGCAGCAUAAAUCCGUCGCUCAGGAAAUAAAAGCAUUACGAAAGACUUCCGAAAAUGCAAGCUCUACGCAGGAUGAACAACACACCUCCAAGCUACCCAGCCCAACCAAUGGACCAGCUCAACUAGACCAUCGCAAUCUCAAAUCAUUGAACGGAUCGACCCGUGCUGUAGCGGCUAGGACGGAAGAAUGGCUCGAUGAUAGUUUGAGUAAGGCACCAGAAAUUCUGCAUAAUGAGAGGGUCGUAGACUUGUUAGCUAUCUCGAAUGUGUCGCGGAGACGUUGUCAGGAGGGCUACCUUUUCGAUCCUCGAAGAAACCUUGAGAUCGUUGCCGAGGACCCGGCACUGGUCAAGCUUUGGGGCACCAUUAAGAGGCUCGAAGACUUGUCUCGAGACGGCGGUAUGGCUUCAGAAACGCUUGAUUUGAGCUACCUUGGCGUAAGCAACAUAUGGGAAGGCAAGCUGGGCAAUGGACCGAAUAGAGUGACGUCUGCCCAUAACGCAAUGCCAGAGCGAUUCGAGGACGUGAUAGCCAGCAUCCUCGAACGCCAUAGUCUGCCAGAGUUUGCUGGGAUCCGUACAGAGAAGCCGGAGCAACGACAACUCUGCCUGGCCUUGUGUGGCUGGGACUUCUCCCAUGAACACACGAAAGAGCGAUGCGACUACCUCGUCAAGAAACAGCGUUAUUACGAAGCAGUGGCAACAGCAAUGUUCAGAGGCCGCAAGACGAUCGCUCUCGAGAUUCUACGUGAUCUAAUCAGGGAAAGAACGAUCCAGAACAUAGGACUGGGAGCCCUGAUAGCUUCAGACUCCCUCAAUGACGAGCAACGCGAGAUGUGCCGUUGGAUGGAGGAAGACGCCACAGACCCAUACCUCCGCUCUCUUCUCAUCUACCUAGCCAGUAAUGAUUGGCUGGACGUUGUCCAUAAACUUGACGCUGACAUCAAGCUCUCCGACCGCCUCGGUAUCGCCAUCAAACACCUCGGCGACAGCCAAAUCUCCACCUUCUUAUCCCAAACCAGCAACUCCUUGAUCAGCGCCGGCAACGUCGAAGGCAUCCUCCUCACCGGCCUCGGCGAAAAAGCAAUGGAGCUCUUCCAAUCCUACAUCCGCCGCACCUCUGACCUGCAAACAGCAGUGUUGGCCACAGCAUUCACAAACCCCCUUUACGUCGACGACCCCCGCUGGGAAAUGUGGAAAGAGACAUACUUUCUACACAUGCAAUCCUGGCGUGCGUUUAUCGAGCGCACCAAAUUCAGUAUGCAACAUACCCGCCGCGCCGUCACCAAAGGAGGCAACAAACUCAUUGCACCACCGCCUCGACAACUGGCCCUCCGCUGUGCCCACUGCCAACACUCUUUGGCUAAAGAAAACGCAGCACACACGCAUCAAGCACAUGGAAGUAGCACACCAGCCAAAGGAACACAAGCACAAGCGCGUAUUGCAGGACCAGCUGCCAGUGCAGGCACAGUGUGUCCGCGCUGUGGUCGCCAUUUACCGCGUUGUUGUUUGUGUAUGCAAUGGCUCGGUGCCCCUGAGCCCACGCGUGCAAAGGAGGUGCAGAGUGGAGAAAAGGAGACGGAUGUGUUGAGCAAAUUCAUCACUUUCUGUGCUAGCUGUACGCAUGGUUUUCACGCGCAUCAUGCCAGGACUUGGUUUGCCAGGCAUGCUAUGUGUCCCGUACCGGAUUGUCGUUGUUUGUGCGGAUUGAAGUGAGGUGUUUGCGGUGAGAAGGCAUGGAUAUCAGGGUCCGGGAAAUAGAUUCAUCGAAGCGUACAUGUUUCAGAAGAACGCUGACUGUGUGGGCGUGAGACUAGAUGAUGAGAAAAAGUGAAAUGAAAAUGCUGCAUUCUUCUCGUUCAAUCUGCUACAUGCAUGCUCCUUCUCUUGCUAUGCUAAACUGACGAC